GGCCCUACCACAUGUCUCUCUCUCUCUCUCACAUUCUUACGUCUCUCUCUCACCUUCUCACGAACUCACCCGCCGCCCUUCUAUUCUCUCAAUCUCAAACCUUGUUCUCUUCUAUCUACAUCAUUUCAUUCAAUGGAUAGGGGAAUAGAAAAUGGGUAUAGUACUCGUUAUUCCUCUGUGCUAUGAUGGGUUUCAUCACAAAAAGAGCAGUCAAUCUCACUUUUGUCUCUUCGGGGUUCGAACCACUUGUCUCAAGUUCAAGAUCUACUCUCCCCAACCCCCGAUUUCUCUGAAUCUAAGAUCUGUUGAAAGAGCACAAACAAGUGAACAACUGUGUCGAAGAAGAAUAAGCCGGUCCAAUUUUUUUGAGAUUAUGAGUUUUGGUGUUGUUAAAUGCUCUCUGUUUUCAUAUUUGGGUUCGCUUCAGAGUCUUGUUGAAGAGGAGUUUGCUUUGCUUUAGAAGCAUGGGACGAUAAUCUCAAAGUAGAGUUUGCUUUCCUUUGAGAAAUUGUUGACAAUUUUAAUUGUUUUAAUGUUCUUUUUUAGGAGUUUUUCUAAAGCUUUUAUUCGGCCUAUAAUUAAAUUAGCCUUGUGUAUUUUUUGAGUUAUCUGAAAAACUUGUUAUAAACCCGACCCAACUCUUAUAAAUCCGACCCCAAUCCGUAUAAAACCUAUCCGACCCAACCCAUCGUAACCUAAGGUCAGUUAAGGGUUGAAGGAGUGUAAUCCGACCCAAUCCGACCCUUGUGCACCCCUACUUAAAACAAUAUUUUAUUACAUUGUGACAAUUCAUCCUUUAUUACAAUAUGAUAACCUCAUAAUUACAUUUUUCUUACCACAUAUUGAAAAAUGGAAAUAUAUUAUUUUUCAAAAAUAUUGUAAUUAUUUGUAUAACAUGAGAAAUCUCAUUGUUUAUUUUAAAAGUAUUGAAUUAUUUGUAUAACAU
Molecule: messenger RNA, 946 nt
Organism: Tripterygium wilfordii
Lineage: Eukaryota; Viridiplantae; Streptophyta; Magnoliopsida; Celastrales; Celastraceae
Exons: 2
Coding region: 152-460 (102 amino acids)
Source: RefSeq, a predicted model, not a curated record